CUGGGGGCUGGGGGAAGGGGCCCCGGGAGACAGAGUGCCUUUGUGAGGGUGUGCGCGGAGCCGUGUGCCUGGGUGUGGGUGUUUGUCUCCCGUAUCCGCCUUCUCUCCCGCUCCGGACUUCCAGCCUCUCCGGGCUCCUCGUCCUCCGGUGCUGCCCCUCCGGCCGGGCUCCGGCGGGGGCCCUGGCGGAGGAGGGGGCACGCUCCAGGACCCGGUCCAACCCCAGGCGUUGCCGGAGGCUUCCGUCCUGCUCCCCUCCCUUCCUCUCCUCCCUCCUCCCUCCCUCCUCUCUCUUCCUCCCUCCCUCCCCCCCAGGGCUGGCGUGCCAGGGGGUGGGACAUGCCAAUCACUGGCUGUGCCUCGCCGGCUGCCAGCGCAGGACGCAGCUCCCCCCGGAGCCAGGUGUUUGGGUCCCUGGAGACAGGGCCGGCCGCCCGGGAGGCAGAGGCGGGGAGGACCCCUGUCCAGCCCACGGGGCUCUGAACCCCACCACCCCCUCCACCUGCAGCGCCCCGAGAUGGACUGAACCGACUGCCGGCCAGAUGGACAAGCUGGACGCCAAGGCGAUGACCUCCCGCUGAGGAAGCCGCCGAGUGACCAGAGGAAGGGGCUGCCCGCUCCGCCCCGCCAGCCGCCAUGAACACCUCGGCCCCUCCCGCCGUCAGCCCCAACAUCACCGUCCUGGCGCCCGGCAAGGGCCCCUGGCAAGUGGCCUUCAUCGGCAUCACCACGGGCCUCCUGUCCCUGGCCACCGUGACGGGCAACCUGCUGGUGCUCAUCUCCUUCAAGGUCAACACCGAGCUCAAGACCGUCAACAACUACUUCCUGCUCAGCCUGGCCUGCGCCGACCUCAUCAUCGGCGCCGUCUCCAUGAACCUCUACACCACGUACCUGCUCAUGGGCCACUGGGCCCUGGGCACGCUGGCCUGCGACCUCUGGCUGGCCCUGGACUACGUGGCCAGCAACGCCUCCGUCAUGAACCUGCUGCUCAUCAGCUUCGACCGCUACUUCUCCGUGACCCGGCCCCUGAGCUACCGCGCCAAGCGCACCCCGCGCCGGGCGGCCAUCAUGAUCGGCCUGGCCUGGGUGGUGUCCUUCGUGCUGUGGGCGCCCGCCAUCCUCUUCUGGCAGUACCUGGUGGGCGAGCGGACCGUCCGGGCCGGCCAGUGCUACAUCCAGUUCCUCUCCCAGCCCAUCAUCACCUUCGGCACCGCCAUGGCCGCCUUCUACCUCCCGGUCACCGUCAUGUGCAUCCUCUACUGGCGCAUCUACCGGGAGACGGAGAACCGAGCCCGGGAGCUGGCCGCCCUGCAGGGCUCCGAGACGCCGGGCAAGGGCGGCGGCAGCAGCAGCAGCUCGGAGCGGUCCCAGCCGGGGGCCCAGGGCGCGGCCGCGGCCGACACCCCUCCGGGGCGCUGCUGCAGCUGCUGCCGGGCCCCCAAGCUGCUGCAGACCUACAGCUGGAAGGAGGAGGAGGAGGAGGACGAGGGCUCCAUGGAGUCCCUCACGUCCUCCGAGGGCGAGGAGCCGGGCCCCGAGGUGGCCAUCAAGAUGCCCAUGGUGGACCCCGAGGCGCAGGCCCCCGCCAAGCAGCCCCCCAAGAGCUCCCCGAACACGGUCAAGCGGCCGACGACGACGACGCGGAAGGGCCGGGAGCGCGCGGGCCGGGGCCAGAAGCCGCGCGGGAAGGAGCAGCUGGCCAAGCGGAAGACCUUCUCGCUGGUCAAGGAGAAGAAGGCGGCGCGGACCCUGAGCGCCAUCCUGCUGGCCUUCAUCCUCACCUGGACGCCGUACAACAUCAUGGUGCUGGUGUCCACCUUCUGCCGGGACUGCGUGCCGGGGACGCUGUGGGAGCUGGGCUACUGGCUCUGCUACGUCAACAGCACCGUCAACCCCAUGUGCUACGCGCUCUGCAACAAGGCCUUCCGGGACACCUUCCGCCUGCUGCUGCUCUGCCGCUGGGACAAGCGGCGCUGGCGCAAGAUCCCCAAGCGCCCGGGCUCCGUGCACCGCACCCCCUCCCACCAGUGCUGACGCCCGGCCCGGCCCCCGGCCCCCGGCCCCGGAGAAGGGGCUGUGACCUCAGACCCGGGCCCUGCGCCGCCCCUGCAGGCCGCCCAGGCCCCGAGGUCACCUUCCCGGGCGGCCAGAGAGCCCUGCCAGCUCCACGCUGCCAUUCCCAGGCGGGAGCAACCCGGGGAACUGGUUUUUCUGUCCCCAGCAGGCCGGCCGGAUGGGAACGGGCUCUUCACCAGGAAGAAGCCGGGAGGAGGAUCCGGGCCUGGAUUCCUUGUUUGCAUUUGGGCAGGAAGUCUGCCUGGAGCCAGCAGGGCGGGCCAGCAGAGAGGGUUACCUCGGCCCUCAGCCCCGGCCCCCUGGCUGGCCUGGAUUGCAGGGAGAAGGGGGGAAUGGCGCCCCCUGUGGCCACAGCUGGGAACUGGCACCAAACACGGAGAGAAAAGCUUGGCUCCGAGGGACCAGCCCCAGGCCCCUCGGCCCCUCAGCAGGCACAGCCCGCCCUGCUGGGCCCCAGGCUCGCUCUCCGAGAACCCCAGCUCCCGACCAGGACAGCGGCCCCAGAGGGCACCCGCUCAGCUAGUCGCACGUCGAGUCCCCAGGCAGCAGCAGCAGGACCGGACGCCUGGUGUCCACGACGCCAUUUCCUGGGGAAUGAGGGCAGGGUGCCUGCUGCCCAGCCUCACGCCCACACCCCCCGCCCCAGAGAAACCCCAGGUCCCUCCCGGCUCUCAGCCGCCAUGCACAUCUAGCCGGCCUCCCGCAUGCUGCCUGCCUCCCGCCCACCCCACCAGGCCGGCCCGGCCCCCGGGUCCUCUCCUGUGAGCCCCUGUCCCGCCCAUGCAUGGCGCCCAGCCACCCUCACCCACAGGCCAGCCUGGCCCCACGUGUUCUCUCCCUCCAUCUCAGCAACGCUGGGUCCGAAUAAAGCCUCUACCCCCAAGGA
Molecule: messenger RNA, 2962 nt
Organism: Pipistrellus kuhlii (Kuhl's pipistrelle)
Lineage: Eukaryota; Metazoa; Chordata; Mammalia; Chiroptera; Vespertilionidae
Gene: CHRM1
Product: cholinergic receptor muscarinic 1
Exons: 3
Coding region: 637-2034 (465 amino acids)
Biological process (GO): G protein-coupled receptor signaling pathway, coupled to cyclic nucleotide second messenger; cognition; regulation of locomotion
Cellular component (GO): plasma membrane; synapse; dendrite
Molecular function (GO): G protein-coupled serotonin receptor activity; G protein-coupled acetylcholine receptor activity
Source: RefSeq, a predicted model, not a curated record